AUCCCCGCGCGUGUCCGAGCUCAGGGUCCAUGGAGCCCAGACCUCGGCAGGGGCGUUUUUCCCAUGUUCCGCACGCACACAGGAGCGUGGUAUAGACCGCUGCCGCCAAAAUUACGAAAACACCCUCAGCCACCACCCUCGCACACGCGACACGUGUGGAGAGCGAGUGAGAGAAAAGCGAGUGGGAGAUCCCGAAACCCUAAUCGCCCCAAAUUGGUCGCGGAUCCUCUCCCACUCGCCGCCCCUACUCGCGUGUGGAUUUCCCGAUUCGCAGCAGCAGCAGCAGCUGCUCCCGAUCGCACAUGCUCGCUUCUUCUUCUUCUUCAUCUUCACCAUCUUCAUCAUCUUCAUCAUCUUCGUCUUCUUCUUCUCCUUCCUAGAUAUCGGAUGGUGAAUCUGAAGUCCGUUGAUAGUUAUGUAUGAUUGAAUUGUGCUAUUGAUUGAUGAUCAUUUGUGCAAUGGAGCUGACUCACUAAAUAAAGGGUGUAAAGAAGAAAUCUGAACUAAAUUUGCAUGAAAAAGCAGAAUAAAUUGAUAGGGGGAAUUGUUGAAUCAAACAAAAGUAUCCUUGAAAAAGGAUUUACUGGACAUAAAAAUAUACUCUCAUCAUGGAUAUAGAUCUUAGAUUACCUUCUGGUGAACAUGAUAAGGAAGAUGAAGAAACAAAUGGAAUUGAUACUAUGUUGAAUGGUGAAGACAAACUACAUCAUGGAGAUGGAGAGACCGGAACUAUGGUGGACGUUGGAGGUGAGGUACAUGGUGAAGAUGGAGGGGACAUGAAUUCUCUCAAUGCAGAUCUUGUAGUGUUUAAAGAGGAUACGAAUCUUGAGCCACUUUCUGGUAUGGAAUUUGAAUCACAUGGUGAGGCCUAUUCUUUUUAUCAAGAAUAUGCUAGGUCUAUGGGAUUCAGCACUGCAAUACAAAAUAGCCGUCGUUCAAAGACAUCAAGGGAAUUUAUUGAUGCAAAAUUUGCAUGUUCUAGAUAUGGGACCAAGCGAGAGUAUGACAAAUCUUAUAAUCGACCACGUGCCAGACAAAACAAGCAAGACCCAGAAAAUGCAACAGGUCGACGAUCAUGUGCAAAGACAGACUGCAAAGCAAGCAUGCAUGUUAAGAGGAGAUCAGAUGGAAAAUGGGUUAUACACAGUUUUGUGAAGGAGCAUAACCAUGAACUCUUACCAGCUCAAGCAGUCAGUGAACAAACGAGAAAGAUGUAUGCGGCGAUGGCUAGACAAUUCGCUGAAUAUAAGAGUGUGGUUGGUCUCAAGAAUGACUCCAAAAGUCCAUUUGAUAAGAGUCGGAAUCUGGCACUAGAACCAGGAGAUGCAAAAGUUUUGCUCGAAUUUUUUACACAGAUGCAGCAUGUAAAUUCCAACUUCUUUUAUGCAAUAGAUCUGGCUGAAGAUCAACGUCUGAAAAAUCUGUUCUGGGUUGAUGCCAAAAGCAGGCAUGAUUAUAUCAAUUUCUCUGAUGUCGUUUCUUUUGACACUACCUAUAUUAGGAAUAAGUAUAAAAUGCCUCUUGCUCUUUUUAUUGGAGUGAAUCAACAUUAUCAAUUUGUGUUGCUUGGAUGUGCGUUAAUAUCAGAUGAGAGCGCAGCAACAUUUUCUUGGUUAAUGCAGACAUGGCUGAAGGCAAUGGGUGGACAAUCUCCCAAAGUAAUGAUUACUGACCAAGACAAAGGCAUGAAAUCAGCUAUUUUGGAGGUUUUUCCAAAUGCUUAUCAUGCCUUUUUCUUGUGGCACAUUUUGGGGAAGGUUUCUGAAAGUCUUGGGCAGGUUAUUAAACAGCAUGAAAAUUUUAUGGCAAAAUUUGAAAAAUGCAUUUACAGGUCAUGGACAGAGGAAGAGUUUGAAAACAGAUGGUGUAAAAUUCUUGAUAGAUUUGAACUCAAAGAGGAUGAAUGGAUGCAGUCGUUGUAUGAAGAUCGUAAACAAUGGGUGCCAACCUUCAUGAAGGAUACCUUUUUAGCUGGAAUGUCUACAGUUCAGCGAUCUGAAAGUGUUAAUGCUUUCUUUGACAAAUACGUGCAUAAGAAAACUACAGUGCAAGAGUUUGUGAAACUCUAUGAAGCAAUUCUACAAGAUAGAUAUGAGGACGAAGCCAAAGCAGAUUCUGAUACUUGGAACAAACAACCUGCUUUAAAAUCUCCAUCGCCUUUGGAGAAGCAUAUGUCAAGGUUGUACACACAUGCAGUAUUUAAGAAAUUCCAAGGUGAGGUUUUGGGUGCGGUUGCUUGUCAUCCUAAAAGAGAAAGACAAGACGACACAACCAUAACUUUCAGAGUUCAAGAUUUUGAGAAGAAUCAAGACUUCAUUGUAACGUGGAAUGAUAUGAAGUCGGAAGUUUCUUGUAUAUGCCGGUUAUUUGAAUAUAAAGGUUUUCUUUGUAGACAUGCAAUGAUAGUUCUCCAAAUUUGUGGCCUUUCAGACAUUCCAUCUCAAUAUAUCCUGAAACGUUGGACGAAAGAUGCAAAGAGCAGGCACUUACUGGGAGAAGAAUCUGAACAGGUGCAAUCUAGGUCACAGCGAUACAAUGACUUGUGUCAACGAGCUAUGAAAUUGGGUGAAGAGGGAUCAUUAUCCCAAGAGAGUUAUGAUAUUGCAUUCCGUGUGCUAGAAGAAGCUUUUGUAAAUUGUGUUAAUGUGAAUAACUCUAGUAAGAGUCUUAUAGAAGCUGGCACAUCAGGCGCUCAUGGGCUCCUCUGCAUUGAAGAUGAUAACCAAAGUAGAAAUAUGAGCAAGACAAAUAAGAAAAAGAAUCCAACCAAGAAAAGAAAGGUACCCACUGAGCCAGAAGUUUUGGCUGUUGCAGCAUCAGACAGCUUGCAACAAAUGGACAAAUUAAAUUCUAGAGCAGUAACCCUUGACAGCUACUAUGGUGCGCAACAGAGUGUCCAAGGAAUGGUACAACUUAACUUAAUGGCACCUACUCGUGACAAUUACUAUGGGAAUCAGCAGACAAUGCAGGGCCUGGGGCAACUAAACUCAAUAGCACCAAGUCAUGAUGGUUAUUAUGGUGCUCAGCAAAGCAUUCAUGGACUGGGGCAGAUGGAUUUUUUCCGAACACCAACUAGUUUUGCUUAUGCCAUUCGGGAUGAGCCUAAUGUGAGAUCCGCGCAGUUGCACGAUGAUGCACCAAGACAUGCAUGAGGAGCCUAUCUCUCGUUACAAAAGCAAGGCAUUACAAAAGGAAAAUUGUGCUGGGGCUGGAAAUCUCUGUAAAAAAUGAAAUGUACCAUGCAUUGUGAAUGGAGGAUUACCGAAGAAGAGAACCUUCUUCUCGGUGUCUGUAAAAUAAGCAAAGGUAGAUGAGGUAGUUCUGUUAUUACCCUACAUCUGAUAGCAAUACCCAUUAAGCGUUGGAACAAAUCCUGAGUUAGGGUUUAUUUCUCUUGUAAAGUUUGUUGUAUUGUUAUAUCAUAUUUGUGACUGCUUCUAGCCCAAAUAGUACUUAGUUUGAAUUUCUAGAACUUAAUUUCAUCACUCCUUUGAAUCAUUCUGCUGUUAUCAGAAAAUUCCUUACAAGUGAAAUAGAUAGGGUUUAUUGUGUUGUAUUAA
This is a messenger RNA of Vitis riparia (riverbank grape), 3560 nucleotides long. RefSeq names its product protein FAR-RED ELONGATED HYPOCOTYL 3. The transcript is spliced from 10 exons. The coding region runs from base 609 to 3152 and encodes 847 amino acids. Lineage: Eukaryota; Viridiplantae; Streptophyta; Magnoliopsida; Vitales; Vitaceae. Gene Ontology annotation, molecular function: zinc ion binding. The record is from RefSeq and is a predicted model, not a curated record. Gene Ontology annotation, biological process: regulation of DNA-templated transcription.